Molecule: messenger RNA, 2035 nt
Organism: Glycine soja
Lineage: Eukaryota; Viridiplantae; Streptophyta; Magnoliopsida; Fabales; Fabaceae
Product: protein CUP-SHAPED COTYLEDON 2-like
Exons: 3
Coding region: 593-1651 (352 amino acids)
Biological process (GO): regulation of DNA-templated transcription
Molecular function (GO): DNA binding
Source: RefSeq, a predicted model, not a curated record
ACACACUUUCUGUUCCCUUUCUUACAAUUUCUUCACUGACAAAGGAAUACCUGCACAUUUCCUCACGCACGCACGCAUACUCAAUCGCCACUCCCUCGUACAUCACCCUCUCUCUCUUUCUCUUUCCUGCUUUCUCCCUCUAGCUAUGUGGAUCAUGAUGAGUAACCUGUCAGAGAGUAGAGAGAGCUAUCAGAAGAGGAUAGUGCAGAGAAAACACAGAUUUUUCCAGCCAUAUCAUACCUUAUUAUUUCACCUUUUUCUUUCUGCCACCCGAUUCAUCAAAUCCCCAUGAGAACACCCCUUAUAAACCACACACCCUCAUCCCCAAUCCCUAACAAAAUCUUUAACCCACCAAGGUGAAGAAAAAAAAAUUGAAAGUGACAAUCCCUAACCAAAUCUUUAACCACUUAAAACCUUCUUUCACUAUUUUGCUUCUAUGAACCCCUUCCCCAUGCCAUGCCUCUCAUUUCCUCCUAUAUAAAAGCCAUGAAGUAGUGUUAUUAGUAUCCAAUAUUCUCCUUCUACUUAAAUUAAAUUCUCCCUCACUUUUCAUCUCUCUCUUUUGUAAGUGUUCCUUAUUUUUUUCUCUCCAAUGGACAACUCUUCCUACCACCACUUGGACCACACUGAAGCUCACUUGCCACCUGGUUUUCGGUUCCACCCUACAGAUGAGGAGCUCAUAACUUACUACCUUCUCAAGAAGGUUCUUGACAGCACCUUCACUGGUAGAGCCAUAGCUGAAGUUGACCUCAACAAGAGUGAGCCAUGGGAGCUUCCUGAGAAAGCUAAGAUGGGAGAGAAAGAGUGGUACUUCUUCAGCUUACGUGACAGGAAGUACCCAACUGGGUUAAGAACCAAUAGGGCUACUGAAGCUGGUUACUGGAAAGCGACUGGGAAAGAUAGAGAGAUUUAUAGCUCAAAAACUUGUUCUUUGGUGGGGAUGAAGAAAACCUUAGUUUUCUACCGUGGUAGAGCUCCAAAGGGAGAGAAAAGCAACUGGGUCAUGCAUGAGUAUCGCCUUGAAGGCAAAUUUGCUUACCACUACCUUUCUCGCAACUCCAAAGAUGAGUGGGUCAUAUCACGUGUGUUUCAGAAGAGUAACACCGCCACCAACAAUGGAGGCUCCGUCAUGUCUGCUUCUAGUAACUCCAAGAAGACAAGAAUGAACAGCACCACCUCUCUUAUCCAUGAACCAAGUUCACCCUCCUCAGUUUUCCUUCCACCUCUUCUAGACACUUCACCCUACACCAACACAGCUAACUUCACCGACCGUCACAAUGGUUCCUAUGACAGCAUCACCAAAAAGGAGCACGUGUCCUGUUUCUCCACAAUAGCUGCAGCAACAACUGCUGUUGUCUCCCCCAACAACUUCAACAAUGCAGGCUUUGACCUUUCACCUUCUCAGCCUCUUGCAACCGACCCUUUUGCCAGGUUUCAGAGGAACGUUGAUUUUUCUGCUUUUCCAAGUUUGAGGUCACUACAAGACAACCUUCAGUUCCCUUUCGUCUUUUCCACGGCUGCACCGCCCUUCUCCGGCGGCGGUUCCGGCGACUUUCUCAGUUGGCCGGUGCCGGAGGAGCAGAGGCUGAUAGAUGGUGUUUCCAACAUGCCACUGGGAGUGUCGGAGCUUGAUUGCAUGUGGAGCUACUAAUUCAGCUUUUGUUGAUUUUGUCCAGAGUUGACUACUUGGAUUAGACUUUUAGACUUUGAUUAUGUCACAUUUUGUUAUGUGUUAUGUGUUAUGUUUUCUUUAUUGCCUAAUGUGGCUUGUACUAUAGUACUAGUACUUGGUUUGUGUGCUGCUGUUGAUUAUGUGUGAUGUUUUCCUUAAUGGCCUUGUAUGAGGGUUGAACAAUCUACUUUGGUUGUUUUUUGUUUUUUAUUACUAGCCGUCUAGGGUUAGUUUGAUGUAAGGUUAGUUUUGGUAUUGUGUUUGAGCUAUGGUACACUUAGAAUUUAUGUCUUUGGAAGUGUUUGCAAUGUCUGACGUGUGGAUCUUCAAAGUAAAUGCUCAAUAUUUAAGAGUAUCAGAUCC